AUGAAGUUUGGAAAGAAAGGCAAGUUGAGCCUUAGAUAUGUCAGGUCCUUUCAGAUUCUUGAUCGGAUUGGCCCAGUGGCUUAUAGGGUAGCCUUACCACUAGCACUCGCAGGGGUACACGACGUUUUUCACGUAUCUAUGCUGAGGAAGUAUAUACCCGACCCCACCUACAUUUUCGAUUAUGAUCCUCUUCAACUUCAGAAAAAUCUGACUUAUAUAGAAGAGCCGGUGCAAAUAGUAGAGAGAAAAGACCAACCGCUACGGAAUCAAACUCUUCCAUUGGUUAAACUGGUCUGGAAUAAUCAUGCUAUCAGUGAAGCCCCUUCGGAAUUAGAAGAGGAAAUGCGAAUCAAGUACCCAUAG
This is a messenger RNA of Juglans microcarpa x Juglans regia, 363 nucleotides long. RefSeq lists its product as uncharacterized. The coding region runs from base 1 to 363 and encodes 120 amino acids. The record is from RefSeq and is a predicted model, not a curated record. Lineage: Eukaryota; Viridiplantae; Streptophyta; Magnoliopsida; Fagales; Juglandaceae. The transcript has a single exon.